CGAAAGAUGGUGUAGUCCACAUGAAUUAUUGAGGAAGGUGGAAUCGAGUCCAACUGUCUGGAUGGAGAAACAAGGAGGGGCGGUAGCUCAGGGAGAGUAUGACAAAAAUAAUCAGAGUCCAAAGAAGCCAACGGAUCGUGAACAGUCAGAAUCUCACAUUCCCCCUGCAAAUGAGGAGGAUGGAAUCCCAAUUUCUACGUCAGGAUUGCUGCAGGUGGUGGAACGAAGACAGCCGCUCAGCAGUGUCUCAUCUCUCGAGGUGCACUUUGACCUCAUGGAUCUGACUGAACUCACUGACAUGUCUGAUCAAGAGCUUGCAGAGGUUUUUGCUGAUUCUGAUGAUGAGAGUCAACCACAUGAUUCAUCUGCAGAACUGAACCAACCAUUGAUGUAUCCAAUUAUUUCACAUGGAACACAUUUAAAAUCCCCUUCAUGGACAAGAGCCAAGAGUGAACAGACCCAUGAUAGGAAGCACCUGAAUGACCCAGAUGCUCCUUUGAAGAUGUCAGACCACUUUCAGACAGUUGAAACACACAAGAAACCCUAGGGACAAGAGAGGAGCUUGUUUCUGUAUGGAACUAAAUGUGCAGUGCCGAAUAUUUCUACUGCCUCAUUCAUGAUUGUUCUUCCUCUGUGCUAUUCUUUGGUUUUUAUCUAAAUUAACAAAAACAGAUUUGCACAAUCUGUCCCUGCAGUGAUAUUUCUACCCCAGGUCAUCAAAGCUGUGAAAAUCAAAGUAUCAAUUGCACUCCAUUCUCAUGCUUUAGGUGCUGUGUACGGGACAGUGCUGUGGCCUUCAUAGGAAAAUAUCUGAAGAACUGAAACUUUGUAUUGCCUUGAGUAACUCAAUCAGGUGGCUUCAUUUAUCAUUUAAAAAAAAAUUCUCAUAUCAUACAUGGUUAUAAAUUUCAAGUCAAAAGCUGUCACUUGGUGUCAAAUGGAGAGUAUUUGUUCUCAUUUGGCAGCUUCAGUGGGAUAAGUCUGACACAUUCUCCAUUUCACUUCAUACAUAGGUAGUGCCUGCAAAAUGCACAUCCUAGGGGAGGAGAAUGCAGGCAGUGAAUGCACAAAAGGGGGAUUAAACCUAUGCAAGAUAGGGAAUCUCUCGCCUUUGACGGUUAGAAGAACUCUUCCACUGCAAGGAAAGCCAAGUAAUUCAUAAGUGUCUAUUACAUUUUCUCGACUGAGGUAUCAAGAUAAAAGAGAAUCUUCAUUUCUCAGGCAGCACCACUGGGUAGGAUGUAAAUUGUAUCAAGUGUAUUGGUAUGGAGAUUAUCAUUAAUCUAUUGGACUAAAAUAAUUUCUAAAUCAGUGGUUUUCUUUUCUAGUUCCCAAGCUUAGUAAUACAACAUUUUGUUUCCUGUUACAUUUAUCCAUUUAAUAAGUAAAUGUCCUUCCUGCCCUGACAUGUGAAAAACAUAUUCAUUGAAAGUAAUGGCCUAGCUGAGCCAAAAUAUUAACUGAUUCCAUGUGAUUUACUUACAUGGGUAAAGAAAAUGAAUUCAGCUUUAAAUUUUGUUGUACAAAAGCCAUUACUCUAAACCAAAAUAUUGCACUAGCUGAACUUGUGUACAAAUGAGCGAUUUGUGGCUGAUGCUAACUUUAUUGUUCAGUAAGCUGUCCUUGUAAGUUAAGGUUUGUCUGUGUGACCAGAAAGCUGCUCUCAUUUCCUUUCGAAAAGAAUAAUCAGUUGCAUCCCUAUUCACACUAUUUGAAUGCUAUGGCUUGAACCAGGUGCUAUACCAAUUGAGAUAGACUAUUUACUUUAAAGCCUACGUUAAUACCAAAACACAUUAGGAUCAAACAAGCUGCAAUUGGCUUUGUGGUAAACUGCCUGAAUUUAAUGUUAUUAUUUGCAAGUUUUAAAUUAACUUUAAGACUUGCAAGUGAUCUUGAAGUUCUAGUCAUCUUUUAUAUUGGUUUGUUAAAGUCAUGUUAUAAUGAUAGA
Molecule: messenger RNA, 1948 nt
Organism: Pristis pectinata (smalltooth sawfish)
Lineage: Eukaryota; Metazoa; Chordata; Chondrichthyes; Rhinopristiformes; Pristidae
Gene: dbndd1
Product: dysbindin domain containing 1
Exons: 5
Coding region: 62-547 (161 amino acids)
Biological process (GO): negative regulation of protein kinase activity
Cellular component (GO): cytoplasm
Source: RefSeq, a predicted model, not a curated record